Fukomys damarensis (Damara mole-rat) is the source of this 2655-nucleotide messenger RNA. It is a transcript of the gene Ferry3, whose product is annotated as chromosome unknown C12orf4 homolog. The transcript has 14 exons. Bases 549 to 2198 code for a protein of 549 amino acids. Gene Ontology annotation, biological process: regulation of mast cell degranulation. Gene Ontology annotation, cellular component: cytoplasm. NCBI's taxonomy places the organism in Eukaryota, Metazoa, Chordata, Mammalia, Rodentia, Bathyergidae. The record is from RefSeq and is a predicted model, not a curated record.
CUGAAAAACAAGCCGGUAAGUCAGCUGACGUCCCUGGCUGCGGUGUCCCGGACAUUUACGAGGUUGCGGAUAGCUUCUGAACAGAGCGAGGUGAGCCCACGCCCGCGAGCGAGGAGUCGCGCGGACCAAGCCCGCCGGGUGAAGACCCCGACUCGUCUCGGCUUCUCAGCCGCAGCUUCCCCUGCUGGGUCGGCCUCACGCCUCCGCCCGGCUGGCUGCAGGGAUUCGGUACCGUCCUCCUCUCGUCCUUUUUUUGUUAGAAAUCUCUUUUUUGCUACGGCUGCUAAAACUGAGACAAGACGUCAAGAUAGACCACCCCCCGCAAAAGCGAGCGGAGGCUGAUGGGACUGACGUAUCAACUUGUUGAAGCACAACGGGACUGGGUGCUGAGCUGAUUGAAACAGACUGACGAUUUGGUUCACCGAAAGUGACUAAUCCAAGCUACAUUAGACCAUUGGAAACUCUUGUUUCUGCAGCUUUCAGCCCUCUGCUACAAUGCGUCUUUACUACUUGUGAUUUUAUCGUGUACCCCCGAAACCCUACCAAAUAUGAAGAAAAACCGAGAAAGAUUCUGCAACAAAGAAAGGGAAUUUGUGUAUACAUUCAAAAUAGGAAAUGAGUCCUUCGAACUGAGGGUGCCCCUCACGUUUCCUGUUCAAGAGAAUGCCAGUCAUUUGCAUGGACGUUUGAUGCUGCUGCACAAUUUGCCAUGCUUCAUAGAAAAUGACUUAAAAGAAUCUCUGAGCCAGUUUAUAGAGGAAGAAGCCCUUCGAGAUUACGACGCAGAUGCUGAGGCAGCCUUGGAAGCUGUGAAAUCAGGCGAAGUAGAUUUACAUCAGCUGGCUAGUACGUGGGCCAAAGUGUACACCGAGACCACCUUAGAGCAUGCAAGGCCGGAAGAGCCCAGCUGGGAUGAAGAUUUUGCAGAUGUGUACCAUGACCUGAUCCAUUCUCCUGCCUCGGAAACUCUCCUGAAUCUGGAACAUAAUUACUUUGUUAGUAUCUCAGAACUUAUUGGUGAAAGAGAUGUGGAGCUGAAAAAAUUAAGAGAGAGACAAGGCCUUGAAAUGGAGAAGGUGAUGCAGGAGUUGGGAAAAUCACUCACAGAUCAAGACGUAAAUUCACUGGCUGCUCAACAUUUUGAAUCCCAGCAAGACUUAGAGAAUAAAUGGUCAAAUGAAUUAAAACAAUCAACAGCUAUCCAAAAACAAGAGUAUCAAGAAUGGGUGAUAAAACUUCAUCAAGACUUAAAAAACCCCAACAACAGCUCCCUGAGUGAGGAGAUUAAAGUUCAGCCAAGUCUGUUCAGAGAAUCUGUAGAUGCAAUUGGAAGGAUUUAUGAGGAACAGAGGAAGUUAGAAGAAAGUUUCACCAUUCACUUAGGAGCCCAGCUGAAGACCAUGCACAACUUGAGGUUGCUGAGGGCAGAUAUGCUGGACUUCUGCAAGUAUAAAAGAAAUCUUCGCAGUGGUGUGAAGCUCCACCGGCUCCAGACAGCGCUGUCCCUGUAUUCCACAUCACUCUGCGGCCUGGUCUUACUGGUGGACAAUCGAAUUAAUUCAUAUAGUGGUAUUAAGAGAGAUUUUGCCACAGUUUGCCAAGAGUGCACCGACUUUCAUUUCCCCCGAAUUGAAGAGCAACUGGAAGUCGUUCAGCAGGUGGCGCUCUAUGCCAGGACCCAGCGCAGCAGUAAGGUGAAAGACCAAGAUUCUGGGAACCAAAAUGGAGCGAAUGACGAGAAGACUGCUGAGAGAAACUAUUUAAACAUUUUACCUGGAGAGUUUUACAUAACACGCCACUCCAACCUCUCAGAGAUCCACGUCGCUUUCCAUCUUUGUGCGGAUGACAGUGUGAAAUCAGGGAGCAUCACUGCUCGGGACCCUGCCAUCAUGGGCCUCCGGAACAUCCUCAAAGUCUGCUGCACUCACGACAUCACGACAAUCAGCAUUCCUCUCUUGCUGGUACACGACAUGUCAGAGGAAAUGACUAUCCCCUGGUGCUUACGAAGAGCAGAGCUGGUGUUCAAGUGUGUCAAAGGUUUCAUGAUGGAAAUGGCCUCAUGGGACGGAGGAAUUUCUAGGACAGUACAAUUCCUGGUGCCGCAGAGUAUUUCUGAAGAAAUGUUUUAUCAACUUAGUAACAUGCUCCCCCAGAUCUUCCGAGUGUCUUCGACACUCACUCUGACGUCCAAGCACUGACCCGUGGAGACUGACACUGGCAGAGGAGGAGUGACAAGCUCUCCAGGAACUUGAGCCAUGCUGGAGUCCUGUCAACAAAAGGUGCCCAGAAAGAGAAUCUGCAUCCUAAGCCACACGUCAGUCAUGAUCUGUGCCGGUUAAACAUCCCAGAAAUGCAUACGCCGAGCUCACUGGCACUGCCCAGGCCCCUGCAGUGCUUUUCGUAAGCUCUUCCCAAAGUCUGUCUUCCUCCUUGUACUGUCAGCAAAUGCUGGUGAGCGAAAGCGUCCUCUUCGUCACGUGUGGACCCUUGCUAUAGGAUUCUGUUCACUGCGUUUUCAUCAACUUUUCCAAAAGGCUUGAAUCAUAGACCAGGUACAGACCUUUUUUAAGCAUGCAAAUAAUAAAAUCUGCCACCACUUUGCCAAAUCAAAAUUAAAAAGCAUAGAAAUAAUCUGCAGGUAUGAGUUUCUCGUGA